AUGCACGCUCACGUCAUCGGCAGCAAAGGAGUCGGGUGCAUGACGUUGUCCCUAGUCAGCAUGAUGGCGGGCACACCCAUUCGACACGAUGGACUAGAUGCCGUGCCUACAUGCCUGCUCUUCAAUAGCAAAAUCACAUCUCGACGCUCGACUACGGCCGCCAGGCAGGCACCGCCCUUCUGUGCUUCCGCCCCGGGUCGAAUACACUGCCAUUGCCAUCCAUAG
Geosmithia morbida is the source of this 225-nucleotide messenger RNA. RefSeq lists its product as uncharacterized. The transcript has 3 exons. The record is from RefSeq and is a predicted model, not a curated record. The coding region runs from base 1 to 225 and encodes 74 amino acids. Lineage: Eukaryota; Fungi; Ascomycota; Sordariomycetes; Hypocreales; Bionectriaceae.